Endocarpon pusillum Z07020 is the source of this 2958-nucleotide messenger RNA. RefSeq lists its product as uncharacterized. NCBI's taxonomy places the organism in Eukaryota, Fungi, Ascomycota, Eurotiomycetes, Verrucariales, Verrucariaceae. The transcript is spliced from 3 exons. The coding region runs from base 1 to 2958 and encodes 985 amino acids. The record is from RefSeq and is a predicted model, not a curated record. Gene Ontology annotation, molecular function: protein kinase activity; ATP binding. Gene Ontology annotation, biological process: protein phosphorylation.
AUGACCGGGCGCCUGUGGCCGUCUUUCGCCCGACUCGUUGUUCGACGAAUCUCGGGUAGGGCCGAAAGAAACGACUCUGAACAAUUGAACCUCGUAAAAAAACACAAAACAAGUUUGCGCAAUGGCUAUGGAGGCACCGAAGCUUCCAACGGCGAGCAGGACACUACCUUCAUGACUAGGUAUAUGGUGCAAAAGGUGCUCAAACGGGAAGAUAUCAGGGAAUUGCUGCACACUUACCGCUGGUACCACGAUUCGCAGCUGGAAAGCAUCUAUAGCAAGUUCAUACGCAUCAUUGCAACCCUCAUCACCAUCGAGUGGACUGAGUGGGCGGAUUUUGAUCGGCUCUUCCUAUCGCACAAAAACGGCGACCGAUACACACGAUGCGACGAUCAAUUACCAUUUCGCUCUACUUCGGACCUUGGAUUCUUCUCCCCUCAGGAGGCUUGGAGACGAUUUUUUCACCUGGAACAGUUCGUCUACUCUCCAAUCGUCCUUAAAGAGAAUGACCAUAGCGUAUACCGCGCCGACGAACGGUUACCAUUCCUCAAAUGCGAAGAGAGGUCGCGCGGAGGAUAUGGUGUGGUCUUCCGCGUCGUUGUUCAGAAGUACCAAAUUGAAUAUGCGAGACAUCGCUCACCCAACCACGAGAAAGAAGUCAUGGCGCUCAAAGUGAUCCGCGACGAACGUAGUUUCAAAAACGAGCGGGCUAUCAAUGAAGGCUUCAAGAAAGGGUUCAGUUCCUGUGAAGUGAUAUUAUUGAGUUUUGGUAGCUUCGAGCACGGAAGCACGCUGAACAUUUUGUAUCCCUGGGCCGAACUGAAUCUGGCUGAAUUGCUUUCUGGAGACUACGACUGCAUCCUCGAGAGAGGAGUGGAACUUACACCUCGCGCCUUAGUCUCGCAGCUCCACCAGCUAAGUCAUGGCCUACAAUUCAUGCACAACGAGCUUUACGUCAACGGGCCAAAGAAGUGCUCACAUUUAGACCUCAAGCCAGACAAUAUCCUUAUCUUCCUUGGUCAAAAAGAUCAUCGCAGCGACGCACAAGGCUCCAAAACGGUUAUGCAUUGGAAGAUCGCAGAUUUUGGUCUUUCGGCGCUCUUGGACAGAGAUGAGAGCCAGAAUCGUGUUGGUGGUCCCGCGCCAGGAACAUUUCAACGUUCUAGCAUGAUCGAGCAUUCCUCACUACCUGCUCCAAGGCCACCGGGACCAUUCCAGGCCCCGGAAAUGCAAGCCGGUUCUACUGUAAACCGUUCCACGGAUAUGUGGUCGUUUGGCUGUAUAGCGUGCGAUGUUUUUGCCUUCAUUUUAGGAGGUCCACUAGAAGAACACAAACUGUUUCUGCAACGCAAGAGAGGAUAUGUCAACGAUUAUUUCUGGACUACUGGAGCCGAUGAUAGCUUCGUUGUUAAACCUGAAGUCGAAGAAUGGCUCUCUCUCCAGGAGGCAAAGUGGGGAUCGGAAUCGAGUUUGGGAUGGAUCUGGCGAGCGAUGACUCUUGUUCGCAAGCUCCUCCAGAUUGAUAAGAGUCAGCGCUUGCAGGCGACAAAGACCCGAGCUGAACUUCUGGAAAUCUUGCAAAUGACCGAGGAGCUGUCCAUGCCAUGGAACCUUCCUCCCGUUUCAGAUCUGACUGAGCUGCGACAAUCUUACCAGGACAGCUUUGCAACAGAUAAAUCGAAUUUUGACGCUAUGCUGCUUGAAGAUCAGACACCAUCUCAUGAGAAGUGGGUGCCUCAGGCUUCAGAUGCUGCGCGACCGCAGCUCCAGCCAAAGAGUCCGCUUGAGAGAUUGUUUCCCCUUCAUUUAAAGCGCUCUGAUACUAUUUUACACCCCGACCUUGCGAGGAGGGUAAGCUGGCCAGCUCCUCCAACGUCAGCGCAGUAUUACCGGGUGAGUGUGCCCUCCGGGACUUUCCAGUCAGUUUUGUCUGCGGACGCUGGCUGCGUCUCAUUCUGUAGCGACGAUUAUGUCUACCUAUAUGAUCUUUGCUCCAUACUUGAAGGGUCUGACUUGUUUAUGCCGGAUGAAAGGCAAUGUCUUCCGGCGGAUGGGCCUGCAAAGUUGGCUUCUUUUCGUGCCCGGAUUACCCACCAUUAUACGUCUGUUCUUCUAGCGGGCCCUUACGUGGGGCUGCAGAUGGUGUCUCAUCAACAGGAGCACUCUGAUCGCGUAGAGAUAUAUAAGCGUAGCGGCGCAUCGUUCCAGACGGAUCCAAUCGCGAUUAUACCGUUGGGCCCGGGAUGUCUAGAGGCGAACUUAUCAGCUAGAGGUGGCUUGAUGUUGAUGUAUGAGCAUAAAUUGGACAUCUGCCUGCUAGAUCCCUUUCGUUUACAAGCGCUCGAACUGGAGAACAAUCAAAGGCUUAUGUCCGCGACGUUCUCGCCCGAUGGCCUCUCCAUUGGCGCUUGGUACAUAACUGACAAUCGCGACCAAUGGUGUAUGUGGGAGGUAGGUACUGAUAACAUUACACGGAAGCAAUGGCAGUAUGCUCCACGAAAUCGAGCCGAUAUCGAACUUAAUACCAAGACUACUAACAGGCGCUUGAUACCUGGCACCGACAGUCACACAUUUAUUGCCUUUACAAACUCAGGACAGCUUUAUUUUUUGAAUGAUCACGGCCGUGAGAAGCUCGAUACCUGCCCUGUGCUGUGUCCAGGCGCCUACGCUGCUGUCUAUGACCCCCAAAGCGAUGCACUACUGUUACUUUCCAAAGAGCAAGAUGGUCAUUGGUCACACGUCGAUCUUGUCAGAAUGAUAUCAGACAAUGGCGACCUCCAAGAUCGUGUUAAGCGCGUAUGGUUCCAUGUGGACAAGCACUCACAUGGCAUCGCAGAAGGGCUGGUCCUGUUCACGAAUCCUGGCCAGUCUGGCUUCUUAACAUCUUUUGUGGAUGGCUUUCUCGUCAAGCAGCCAUUUCCGCACGACGUCGGCACUGUCUCCGACAAGAUGGAGAUAUGA